GAGAAGAAGCGGCAGAAGCAGGACAAGGCUGACAAGUACCGUCAAGCCUUGGACUUGCAAAUGAAGCAGGCACAAGCUCUGCGAGAGGCCGAGGAGGUGGAGAAGCGGCAAGACCGGGCAAACAUGCUUGCAGAGAUAGAGCGUGCCAAGUCUGCUGCGACGGAAGAGCUCCAGAAGCAGCAGCAGAAGAAGGAGAUGCUGAAAGAGGCCACCGCGCAGCAACUGGUGCGGGCCGAGCGUCACAAGCGGAGUGCGGCGCGGCGCGCCCUCCGGGAUCAAGAAGCGAUGGAUCGCACACUAGAGCUGGAGGAGCAGUUCCGCCAGCAGGAGCUGGCGGAGCGACAGCGACGCAGGGCGGUUGAGUCCCAGCUCAUGAAGACUCAGUUCGAUAUGUCCCAGACCGCGCAGGAGCGCAUGAAGCGGGAAGAGAAGGAGGAAGACACCCAAAGAGCCUUGGAGUGGAUGCGGGCUACGUCACGACCCCAAGACGCCGAAUUGCCCGGAGGCAUGCUCCACAAGAUCCGUGAGAACCAGAAGCGUGUGGACACUUUGGUUAGCACCAUCGGGGUGGCAAUGGUCGAGAGACAGCGUGCCCAGGAAGAAGCGCUGGACCUCACCAUCGAUCGAAAUUUCAGGGCCUACGAGAAGAAGCAGACCGCAGACUUCUUCGCGAAGAAGGCGGAGCGCAAGCGGCAAGCGAAGGAGCUGUUCGCGACGAUCAAGCAGCAGGCCGCCGAGAGGAGGGAGAGGGGCUGGGACGACAAAGAGGCGGACAGGUGGCAGGCGGCCACUUGGCGCCAGCAGGACGCCGACUUCGCCGAGUCCCAGCGCCUGGCUGCGGAGAGAAGCCUGACGGCGCGGAAGGAGAUGGAUGCCAACCUCUUCGGUGCCAUGCUGGUGAAAGCAGGAGCGCACAAGAUGGAGCAGGGAGUGUCUGACAAAACCCGACACCGCGAGCUUCUUCUGAACAGGCCCCUGGUUGAGCGGAUGGCUCAGUCGGGCUUCAAGCCGGAAAAGACCGUCGCCAUGCUCCAGCAGGCAUCGGCCCAGAAGGAGAGGUGA
Messenger RNA from Symbiodinium necroappetens, 1062 nucleotides. The record is from the annotation of a GenBank genome assembly. NCBI's taxonomy places the organism in Eukaryota, Dinophyceae, Suessiales, Symbiodiniaceae.